UUAAUGGGGUGUCUGCGGCUCCUGGAUUGGAUGAAUCCUCGGGAGAGGUUUCUGGGACUUUUGCAGAUACUAAUGCGGUUGCAAAGCAGGAAAAGGAUCAGCUUGAACUAAAUAUGAAGGAUUUAGAAGGAGAGAUUGAGCGUUUGAAGAUGAAAGAGAGAUCUCUAGUUGAAAAAAGAAGAACAGCACUUAAUAAGAUUCUAGACAUUAAAGGUUGCAUUCGAGUAUUUUGUCGUGUUAGGCCCUUUCUAUCUACAGAGAAGAGGACAUCUCUGCAACCGCUUUCAAUUGAACCGGAGAAAAUUGUAAUUAAAUAUGGUGGACAAAAGAAAGAAUUUGGAUUUGAUAAAGUCUUCCCUCAAGAAGCUAGCCAAGAAGAUGUAUUUGUUGAGGUUGAGCCAAUUCUCAGAUCUGCACUUGAUGGGCACAAUGUAUGUAUAUUAGCUUAUGGACAAACAGGCACAGGCAAGACAUAUACAAUGGAUGGAAAAAGUGAGUCACCUGGAAUUAUCCCUCGUGUUCUUAAAGCACUCUUCAAUAAGACAUCCUUAGAGAGCUGCACUUCCUUUGCAUUUUCCAUCAGCAUGGUGGAAGUUUAUUUAGGUAGUCUCAGGGAUUUGCUUGCUCCAAAACCAUCCUGCAGAUCUUAUGCUGUAUCAAAAUGCAAUCCCACUAUACAAAUAGAUUCAAAAGGAUCAGUUGAAAUUGAAGGUCUCACUGAGGUGCAAAUUUCAAAUUUCACAAAAGCAAGUUGGUGGUACAAUAAGGGGCGGCGUGUUAGGUCUACUUCAUGGACUAAUGUGAAUGAGGCAUCAAGCAGAUCGCACUGCUUAACAAGGAUCUCUAUACACCGCCUUGGGGAUACUUCAGGAGCCAAAGCUGCAGUAAGCAAAUUGUGGAUGGUUGAUCUUGGGGGCAGUGAGCGCUUACUGAAAACAGGAGCUACUGGACAAACACUUGAUGAGGGGAGGGCUAUCAAUCUUUCUCUUUCAGCCUUAGGAGAUGUCAUUGCCGCCCUUAGAAGAAAGAAAGGCCAUGUACCAUACAGAAACAGCAAAUUGACUCAAAUCCUGAGAGAUUCGCUAGGUGAUCGAUCAAAAGUCAUGAUGUUUGUGCAUGCGAGCCCACAUGAGGAGGAUGUCGGAGAGACAUCUUGUUCGUUUUCUUUUGCUAAGAGAGCAAGAGCAGUGGAGUGCAUUAGAGAACUUUCAAAUGAGCUGAAAAGGCAAAGAGAAAAAAAGAUUUCUGAACUUGAGGAUGAGAUGAACGAAGCUGAGGAGGAGUGUCAAAAAAUUCGAAAACUGAUUCUAAAGGUUGAGUAUCUGCUGCCUGAGAAUAAAAGUAUUUCUUUGGUGACUUGUCAAAAUCUUGAAGAAGAAGAAAAGAAUCCCACCAGCCCAAAAGAAUAUUUAGGUGAAGUGUCAGGGACCCCUAGAGUGUCUGCCAAAAUUAUUCGGAAUACUGUUGGAAAUUCAUUGCCUCGAUUCAUGAAUUCUACAGUUGCUAGUCGGCAAAGAAAGAGCACUGCAGAAAGAGAGAUGAUUAGCAAAACAAGAAGUGUUAGGUCAGAGACUCGAAGUUCAAUCCAAAUUUCAGGGUCACAGUCCAUCAGCUGUUCUGAUCCCCGAUUUAAAGGGCUUUUGCGGAAGGCAAACAAAAAGCCAAGAUAUGGAGAACCGAUUAGUUUGCUGAUGGAGGAUGCUAAAUGUGAGGGCCUAGAUUCAAAUUCGCCUGCCAUGACUCCAUGCACCACAAUUGCUUCUUCUGAUCCCUACUUGAAAGUUGGACUUAAUCAUCAUAGAAGAAGGAUGUCUGAUGUUAUAUAAUAGAAGAAGGAAAGUGUUAACUACUUUAGGUCCAAAAUAUGUGAUUUUUUCACUUUCAAGAUGGCUCUUACCGUUCUCCUAUUUUUCAAAGGAGCAGUGUGUUUCUUACACUUACAGGUUUUGGAUAAAGAUUUGGAAUUGUUUUCAGCUCGAGGGGAUCAUCGAAUUAUUUGUUCCCAUGAUCCUCACUCUGACAUGUUUUAUUUGGGAUUGAGGUCUUUGAAAUGUUCAC
Messenger RNA from Coffea arabica (coffee), 2058 nucleotides. RefSeq names its product kinesin-like protein KIN-14U. Gene Ontology annotation, cellular component: microtubule cytoskeleton. Lineage: Eukaryota; Viridiplantae; Streptophyta; Magnoliopsida; Gentianales; Rubiaceae. Gene Ontology annotation, biological process: microtubule-based movement. The record is from RefSeq and is a predicted model, not a curated record. Gene Ontology annotation, molecular function: microtubule motor activity; microtubule binding; ATP binding.